AUGUGCACCUCUCAGUCCUCCGGCGCAGGAGUUGGAACCAGGCUCUGCACGGGCGGCUGGAUCCCCCCUUCUGCUCCUGCGUUCCUGAGUGCUCUGAGUCACGGCGAAGUGAAAACAGCUGCGGUCGCAAUUUCCGGAGAGACCCGCCCCCUUCUAGGGACCGGUUAUAAAGUAGCGACCACAAGGCUAAGGGAUCAACGGAAAAUUAUUAAACAAAUAAUAGAACUUUCGCUUUUACCACUGAAGAGUAUCUCUGUGAGCGUGUCCAUUUAUGAGUUUGUGGCUGGCGUGUCUGCAACUUUGAACUAUGAGAAUCAGGAGGAAGUUCCUCUGGAGGCCGUCUUUGUGUUCCCCAUGGACGAAGACUCUGCUGUUUACAGCUUUGAGGCCUUGGUGGAUGGGACGAAAAUUGUAGCAGAAUUACAAGACAAGAUGAAGGCCCGCACCAACUAUAAGAAUGCCAUCUCUCAAGGCCACCAGGCCUUCUUAUUGGAGGAGGACAGCAGCUCCAGGGAUGUCUUCUCUUGCAAUGUGGGUAACCUCCAACCUGGGUCGAAGGCGGCAGUCACCCUGAAGUAUGUGCAGGAGCUGCCUCUGGAAACAGAUGGGGCUCUGCGCUUUGUCCUCCCAGCUGUCCUGAAUCCUAGAUACAAAUUCUCUGGUGAGUAUCUCUCCCCUUUGAAUACUGGUGGUGGGUGA
Molecule: messenger RNA, 699 nt
Organism: Saimiri boliviensis boliviensis (Bolivian squirrel monkey)
Lineage: Eukaryota; Metazoa; Chordata; Mammalia; Primates; Cebidae
Product: von Willebrand factor A domain-containing protein 5A-like
Source: RefSeq, a predicted model, not a curated record